Messenger RNA from Alnus glutinosa, 1467 nucleotides. Its product is annotated as protein FAR-RED IMPAIRED RESPONSE 1-like. The transcript has a single exon. Gene Ontology annotation, molecular function: zinc ion binding. The coding region runs from base 1 to 1467 and encodes 488 amino acids. Gene Ontology annotation, biological process: regulation of DNA-templated transcription. NCBI's taxonomy places the organism in Eukaryota, Viridiplantae, Streptophyta, Magnoliopsida, Fagales, Betulaceae. The record is from RefSeq and is a predicted model, not a curated record.
AUGCCAUUUGCUCCUUUUGUGGGAGUAAACCAUCAUGGUCAAUCAAUUCUUUUAGGGGCGGCAUUAAUUUCAAGUGAGGAUACGGAGUCAUUUGUUUGGUUGUUUGAGGCAUGGUUGAAAUGCAUGAAGGGCCGUGCGCCAAGGGCAAUUAUUACAGAUCAAGAUAGGGCCAUGAAAAAUGCUAUUAAGAAGGUGUUUCCGAAUGCUCGUCAUAGAUUUUGUUUAUGGCAUAUACUGAAAAAACUUCCGGAAAAGUUUGGAUCACAUUUACAAUACUAUGCCAUUAAGAGUGCCAUAAGAAAUUGUGUGUAUAAUUCUCAUACAUGUGACGAGUUUGAUGCAUGUUGGCAGAGUAUGCUUGAGUGUUAUAAUCUAGAGGAGAAUGCAUGGCUGCGUGGUUUAUACAGUGAAAGGACUUUUUGGGUACCAACAUAUUUGAAUGAUGUAUUUUGGGCCGGCAUGACUACCACACAGCGUAGUGAGAGUAUGAAUGCCUUUUUUGAUGGUUAUGUGCAAUCGUCCACCUCACUGAAGGAAUUUGUGGAUCAAUACGAUAACGCUUUGCGCAGGAAGGUUGAGGUUGAGAAUGUUGCUGAUUUCGAUUCCUUCAAUACCACCAUUUCAUGUGUGAGCCAUUGGCCCUUUGAGAAGCAAUUCCAAAAAAUUUACACCCAUGCAAAGUUUAGAGAAGUUCAGAAGGAGAUUUCAUCGAUUAUGUAUUGUGGUUCUUCUCUUUUAAAAAGUGAAUGUGGAAUUCGUACCUAUCAGGUGAUCGAACAGGUAGAAAUUAAUGAAUCCUAUAGGAAAAAAAUCGUUUUUAAUGUUUGCUACAAUGGCCCUGUAUGUGAAGUGAAUUGUAGUUGCCGUUUGUUUGAAUCAAGAGGAAUUUUGUGCAAACAUGCCAUAUCCGUGUUGACUACAUUUGAAGAUGUCGAUUUCUUGCCCGAAAAGUAUUUUCUAAAUCGAUGGAGGAAGGAUUUGAAGCGGCCAUAUAAGUUAAUCAAGAGUAGUUAUGAUCCUUUGAGUGGCAACCCUACUGCAGAUCGAUAUGCUGAACUGAGCAACAAUGUGCUGAAGUUGGCCGCUAUUGCAGCACCAAACGUGGACCAUUGCAUGGAAUUGCAAAAGUAUGUUGAUAUGCUAAUUAAGAAAUUUAGCGGUCCAAGCUGUGAACAAAGUCAACCUUCCCAAUCACUCCCAAGUGCAAGUGAUCUCCCAAGUGCACCUAUGAUCGAUAAUGGAGCCAUGGAUUGUAUGGAGAUGGAGGUGUGUAGUCCUCUUGUGGCUCGAACUAAAGGCGCGCGACCAUCAAUCAGAAAAGUGUCUGUGGUUGAAAAAGUGGUGAGAAAAAAGUCGUCAAAAGGAGGAAAUAAGAAACAGAGCAACGCAAAUCCCGAGCAGCGAAGGAAAAGAAAGAAGGUAUUCAACUAUUCAAAAGUCGUUGUAUCUGUACUUGUUCAUUUGUAA